GGGGCGCGCAGGAUGCUUGCCCGCCUGCUCCUGUCUCUGGCGGCGCUCGGCGGCCCGCGCUGGAGCUCCGGCGCCCACGGGACUGAACUGCCUAGCCCUCCUUCCGUGUGGUUUGAAGCUAAAUUUUUCCAGCACAUCCUCCACUGGUCACCCAUCCCAAAUCAGUCCAACAGCACCUACUAUGAAGUUGCCAUCCUUAAGUAUGGAAAAGAAGACUGGCAACUUCUUCCCAACUGUAGCCAGCGCCUGGUGCUCUCCUGUGACCUCACCUUGUUCACUCUGGACCUGUACCGCAGCUUUGGUUACUGGGCCCGGGUCCGGGCCAUGGAGGGCAGCCAGCACUCCAACUGGACCAUCACUAAAACCCGUUUCACCAUGGACGAAGUGACCCUGACGGUUGGUAGCGUGAAGCUGGAGGUGCACAAGGACUUCAUCCUUGGGACCAUUCAGCCCCCCAGGCCCCAGAUAACCCCUGAAGGUGACGCCUAUGAAAACAUCUUUGAAUUUUUCCGUCAGUAUAAGAUUGCCAUCCGCAAGGUGCCAGAAAACAUGUUCACAGUCUAUACGGUGCCCCAUGAGAACUUCAACCUGUCAGUGCCUGGAAAGUGGGGAGAGUUCUGUGUGAAGGUGAAACCAUCAGUGGCAUCCCGAACAAACAAGGCAGAAUGGUCGGAGGAGCAGUGUUUACGUCUCAGCCAGCAGUAUUUGACGGUGACGAACCUCAGCAUUUUCUUCACCCUCUUCCUGCUGCUCUGCGGAGGCCUGGUCUUCUUGGCCCUCCAGAAUUACGUGCGGAGCAAGGGGAAGCUCCCUGCAGUUCUGGACUUUAAGAAGCCUGAUCCCUUCAUCCCAAACAACCUUCCCUGCCCAGAGAUUUACAACACCAUCCACAUUUUGGGCCCUGAGGCCUUCCUGAAGGUGUCCCCGGAGCCGAGGGACUCGGACCUGCACGGCAGUACAGACAGUGGCUUUGGCAGCUGCAAGCCAUCACUACAGACUGAGGAACCCCCGUUCCUCCUCCCUGGCCCUGAACCUCAGUCUCAGGGGACUCUGGGAAAGGGGGAGUCCCCAGAGCUACAGGACAGCCAUAGCAAUGGCAGCAGCAACAGCACGGACAGUGGAAUCUGCCUACAAGAGCCCAGCCUGCACCGUGGCCCCGGGCUCAGCUGGGACCAGCAAGUCAGGAGUGCUAGCCACAGUCAGGAUGACAGUGGCAUUGGCUUAGUCCAGAACUCUGAGGGGAAACUUGAGCACACACAAUGCCAGUCAGCCUUGGGACACAUCAGCAUACUGGAGCCCAAGGUCCCUGAGGCAGAAGAUCCAGCUGUGAUGACAUUCCAGGGCUACCUAAAACAGACCAGGCCCACAGAAGAGACUGCAAGCUCCGGAGGCUCCCUAGAUGAGAAUCCUUUGACAAAUGACCUUGGUCCCAAACCCUGGACGUGUCUGCAGGCUGAAACAGGCUGGCCUCUACCAGCUCUGGCAAAAGGCUAUUUGAAACAGGAUUCCCCGGGGCUGGGUGUGGCUCCUACAAGGGCUCCAGCUGGCCAGUGGAACCAGCUGACAGAGGAGUGGCCACUCCUGGCCUUAGCCAGCUGUGAAGACCUGAGCUUAACUAGCUGGAGGUUUACCCAUGGUCUUGGUUCUCUGGAUUGUGUGGUAGCUCCCAUUGGACUUCUGGGCAGCUUUGACUCUGACCUGGUCAACCUGUCACACAUCUCCAGCCUAAACUCAAAGGAGUGACGUGAGAUAAGGUCUGUUUUGAUGCUAGUCGUGCCUACUCCCUGGCCUAGACCGGAUGGACAGUCCAAGGGUCAAAGGGGUACGUGAAGUCAAGUUGACCAGAUGGAUGGUCCAGGGGUCAAAGGGAUAUGUGAAGCCAGGCUGGGUACUUUUCUACAGGUCCCCAAGGGACUGGAAGAGGCCAUCUUGCUGGAUGAAUGCUGGGUACAUGGGUGGCAGUGGCCCAUUCUGUUCAUUGGGGCCCUGCAGGCUACCACGGUGCUGAAAGGGAUGGGAAGAGGCCUUCUCCCUCCUUGAGAUUUGUUUCUGUAUCACAGGAUCCUGUGCUGUGCUGUGCUGGGGAACUCUGGGACCUUAGGAACCAUGCCAGGCUGAAAUCAGCUUAGCCCAUACCAGGAGGCACCAGGGUGUAGAGAGGGUAGAGGGUGCCGAGUGAGCUCCAGGGGGAGAGUAGGGGGCAGGGCAAGUUGGAUCUCUGAGGUGAUCACAUGGGGAUACUUCCCUACUGGGGCUGGCAGCCCACUUGGGCAAGGAGCUUGUCAUGGGGAGAUCUUCAGUAUGUGGCUGCCCUAGAUGUGGGGCAAAGGGUCUCAGACCCAUGACACGGUUUCCAGUUUUAUGGGGUGUCUCUGAUAUCCAUCUGCAGACAUCUCCCCUCUUUCUAGCAAACAUUGCUUUGUCCCCUUGGGGAUACCAUCUUGCUGAUACACCAAAGAAGCUAUGGUUGUCUGCAUUGGCCAGAGUUCUGCCCUUCAGACAGCCUUAGUUAGCCAGCCUUAGUCAGGUCCCAAAGAGUCAGGGGUGGAACCUACAUCUAUAUUUGCUGCUAAUGCCCGGCUGCAGACCUCCAGGGCAGCGUACUGGGCUAGUGUCCUUGCCCUCUGUGUUCAGUGUGACCAUGGACCUGUCACUUCUCAGAAGACUUCAGUGCCCCCAUCUGUGAAACAAGGACUGAAUCUUUAGAGGGUCCUCCAUGUGAAAUGUUAUCUAAACUGGCCCUGUCAGCCUCUGGGUGGGGAGGAAGUGGACUCCGGAACCCAUCUGCCCACAGCCAGCUUCCUCCUCAUGUGAAGGGCUGCAGAUCUUACAGAAGUCCAGGACAUUGUGCCAGAAGAGUUGUUGGUCACUGGGGCCCAGAGAGGGCUUUUGUGGGUCCUGUUUCCCACACUGCGCUUGGAACCUGUCUUUAAACAAAGGCAGUUUAUGAUCCCUAGGCAAGGAUAUUGGAAGGGAUGACAGGCUUGCAGUUACCCACACCCCCGAGCAUUCCUUGGCCUUACAUGUCUCUGUAGCUUUUCAGAACUUGUAGCCCAAGGAAGCCAUCUAUGAACCUUGCCGCCCUGUCAAGAUCAGUGCCAAACUAGUUACAGAGCUCCCUCUGAAAUUGAGAGGGCUCCUUGCGGUUCCUGUGGAACAUUUAUUUAUUUAUUUUGUACACUUAUUUAUUGAAGAGGUGGCCCCAGGACUGACAAAGAGUUCUAGGUCUCUUGGGAGCUCUGAGGUUUAGUUUUGCCCACAGUGUUUCUAGCAGUGUGUCCUUGGACAAGUCACUUUUCCUCUGGGCCCCAGUUUCCUUGUCUAAAACUGGAAAAGUCCCUGACCUGCCUCAUCCCUAGAAGCAUGAGAUUCCACUGAGAAUGAAUGGAUGUAUAUGU
Messenger RNA from Jaculus jaculus (lesser Egyptian jerboa), 3398 nucleotides. It is a transcript of the gene Il10ra, whose product is annotated as interleukin 10 receptor subunit alpha. The record is from RefSeq and is a predicted model, not a curated record. Gene Ontology annotation, molecular function: protein binding. Bases 13 to 1743 code for a protein of 576 amino acids. The transcript is spliced from 7 exons. Lineage: Eukaryota; Metazoa; Chordata; Mammalia; Rodentia; Dipodidae.